AUGUCAAAACACCAAAAGCUGACAAAGUCUAACACUAAAAUACUAGAACAAAAACAGAAAACAGAUUCUGCAGUAAAUCCUCAAAAUAACAUGAUGAAUAAUAACAUGGUUACAGAGUGGUAUUUAUUGCCACAGCAGGUAACUCACACUGAAAGGAUGAGAGGUGAUUCUUCUGGAGAUGAAGACAAUCUCUUCAGUUCUAAAGAUGUAAUGAAAGGGGCAUCUGAGAUGUUUUUUGGUAAGAAAGAAGAUAAAAGUUCGUUUGAAGAUUUUCCGUCACUUGUUGUGGAAAAAGAAAAGAAACUAGGUACUGAGCCAUAUAAAUAUUUUGGUGAUACUCAAACAAAAGACACUUUUGGAGAAAUGUGUCCUGUAGCUAACAUUGUUACUGAUUGUUCAACGAGAACAAAACUUGAUGUUACUAAAAGUUGGAAUAAAGAAUCGGAUAAUGCUUUUUCAAAUAACUCGGAUGUCAGUUUGGAAGGUGAAGAUUUGACAUCCAAAAGAAGAGUGGAUAUUUCCCAUUCAAGUGAUGACAAUGAGAAUCAUCGUCGUAACCAACCACUACUGCAGCGUUUAUGGAAAGAGAAUUGCAAUAAAGCACAUUGCAAUAUGUACAAAAGGAAAAAGUCAAAUAAUCAAAUUCUCAAAAAGAAUGAAAAUCAAGACUUAAUUAAAGACGAUAGUUCUCCAUCUGUAUCUAUGAGAAAUAAAGUGUCUUUAAAACAAAUUCCCGAGAGGAAAAGCUCAAGUGAUUUUGGUACACAGUGUGUCCUUCAUAAUCUUAAUACAAAAUCAUAUAACAAUCAAAGCAGGAACAAUCUCUGUGAGACAAAAACUUCUUAUAAUUCCAUUAUGAAAGUUUCAACCACAUAUAGUCCUUCUAAUGGAACAUUCAUUACAAAUACAAGAAAUUAUGAUCCUGUACAAAGCACUGCGGAAUCCAGUAGACCUGCAAAACUUCAUACCUUCUGUGAAGUUAAAAAACCUGUUUCAAGCACAAACACAGCGAACAGUACCAAUAUACAUGCAAGCCAUACACAUAAUGCAGACAAUACAAAACUUGUUGUAUCUUCCACUAAAGUAAACCGCCGUACUACUUCAACUCCUUAUAGUAUCCCAGGCUCUGUGUGUUUCAGUAGUAAAACUGGAAUUUCCCCUAUAGAAAGUGUGAAAAAUUAUUCUACAUUCAGAAAAAACAGAGAUAAAUUUGACAUUGGGAAUUCUUUGGACAAACCAGUUGGAACAGUCAGUUAUCAGAUGAAACAUGGUUUCAGUAAAAAUAACUUGGAAAAUAGUGGUCUCAAAUUACCCAGUGUGGCGAGAAGUGAAAUGUCUGAUGCUGUUGAUGAAAAAAGGUGUAAAGAAAUAGAAAGCUAUUCUAAAAAAGAAACAGAACCACAGACCAAAUGUCAAGAAACGUGCUUAACAACUGAUAGUAAUGAAUAUUCCCUGGAAGAAAUAGAAUCGAAAAACAGCCAGUGUCUAGAAAAAUCACUGCCUCCUCCAAAACAUUUGAAUAAGAACCACAGAUAUGAACUGCCUCUUGUACCAGAAUAUGACCAGGAAGAGAAACGAAGCUGUAUUGCAAUAAGACAUAUAGGUAGUGAAACGAAACUUACUGUAGGAGAGAAAGACAAAAAAUCUAUAAACUCUGCGCUACGUGGGGCCAAUAAUGAAACAGAAGUGUCAAAUAAUCAUUCAGUGGAAGAAUGUGAGCUGUAUUCUGCAUCUUUGUCUUCAUUUUCAUCAAGAGUGUCCAGUGAAGUUUCCGCUGAGUGCCAUCUGAAUUCAGACAUUUUAAUUCCAUUGAAAAGGAGUAAAUCGAAUAAAUGGAGUGUUGUACAGAAACUGAAGGAUACAGAAACAUACUGCCAUAAAGAAAAAAUUGUUUCCAAGAGGAGCAGGGAAACAGUCAAGUACAGACACUCCAUAAUAGCUUUAUCACAAGAACAAGGGAAAACAGUUAGUGAAACUGCAAAUGAAGAUAAUGAAGAUGACAGCAGCUGCCAACUUUCUGAAGGAAAUGUAGUGCAAAACCUUUUAGCCUCAUCAUUGCGGAAACGAAUGAAAGUGCACCAGGACUACAGUGGAACUGUCAUUAAAACAAUAGCUAAUACUGCUGCUGAAUUGACAACUUGCUGUCAGGAUAAAUGGCAAAAUACAAUAAAAGAGUAUGAAGAAAAGAUUAAAAAUUCUUUUGUGAAGGUGAACACCAUGCUCCAAGAGUCAGUUAGUUAUCAAAAUGAAUUUCAUAAAUUUCUGAAAAAAUAUUCUUCUGAGUCACAGAAGCGGUAUAUGACUAUUAAAGAAGAGGUACAAGCACUGUCUACUUGUACUAAGAAGAUGUGUGAGAGUCUAGAUGAGAUUGGUAGCUACAAAGAAGAUAUUUGCUCACAAAAAAUUCAAGAAACAAAGAAGCUGCUGUACAAGGAAGCAGAUCAGAUGAUUGCAAGAGAAACAAACAGAAAUCGUGCUCUUGUUCAUGGAAAAGUUGGUCAUGCCUUAAGUAAAAGAAAAAAAUAAAGAAUUUUUAUAUACUUUCCCUGGAAGAUACUGCAGCACUGUUUCACCAUGACAAAAAGCUGCAGUCUCCCUAAAAGACUGAAUGUCGAUGUUACUGAAGUAAAAGCUAUAGUCAGUUGUACAAUACAAAUGGAAUGACUAUUUGUUAUUAUUCAGAAGCAAUAUUAUGUUUAAACAGGAUGAUUCUUUUCCUUAAUAGUACACUGUCAUUAAAAGUGAAAACUGCACUCAGGAAUAAAUUUUUUAUCUUGCUCUUUCAGAACCUGAACAGCAUUCUUUCCAUUUGCAACAGGAAGUAUGUGAAUGGAAAGACAGGCUGUCAGUAUCAUCAACAAAAAGACUCAUUAGAUCGACAACUUUACAGACUGUUAUGGAAAGAUGGAAUAACUGGAAUCUCUCCCAUGACAAGAAAUAGUACAUUGGCUGUUAGAUUAUAAUCAGUCAGCCAGUAAUCAAUGAUCACUUACUGUAAUUCGGUAAAACUAGUGCAACAUAAAAUGCAGCAAGGAGAAUAGAGAAAUAUAGUUUCUCUUUCAGGAAAGGAGAGACAGAAUGAUCAGAGGGUGACUGAUAUAUGACUAAAAUUAAAGAGAAAGCAGAUCUUUCCUCACGUAUGAGAGAGGGAGAAAUAGGUAUACUACUUUAGAUAAACAGUUUAACCAAAGAGAAAUCAGGAAAUUUGCCAUGACUAAAACAUUUGUCCAAGAUGAUGCUUUCAUUUGCAGAUCUCAGAUGGAGCAAUAUUUCCAAAAGAAUCAACUAGCAAAGAAUUAAAACAAAUGUUGAGUGGUAGUCCAUAAAUGAUAUAAUUUCAGAAUACACUCUUUCUGCAUCCAUUGUUCUUAAACUAUACUGUACAUUAAUUUUUCCAGUUUAUAGCAAACAUCAUUCAACACUGUAUGUGGACAUACUCAGUUACAGCUCCUAUGAUGCAUAAAUAAAUACAGGAGAUGCUUUCUAUUGCCACUUUAUUAAUAAAUUAGUGUAAAAAUCCAUCAUUAAUUUAACUGCCCCCCACAAUUAACUGAAAUUACUUGCAGUUUUACUUACAGUUGUCUCCCUAAGAUGUGUUUGUCAACUGCUAUUUUUUUGUACAAACUUUCAUUGACUUUCCUUUUGCCAACCUUGAAUUGCACUCUCAACCAACUACCUCACAAAUGUUGGGUGAUUACAUAUGUUAACAACCAAUCUUUAGUAUUCCCUCCAUUUCUUAUCUCAGUUUGGAUCUUUCCCUGACUGCUCUCUCCUUAUGAUUAAUUGUGCUUCUAUGCUUUCUUUGUUUUUCUCAUUUUAUGUCUUCAUUACUACUUCAUGUUUCAAACACCAUGUUAUUAAUCAGGUUUUUUGUGUUUACUCAUCAUGUUAUUUAAAAGUUUGCAUUAUCUUUAUUUUACCAAAAUAUAUGUUAUCAGUCAGGUUUGUCAUGCUUACUCAUCAGUUCAUCUCAUCAUCUGAAUGUUCACAUUACCUUGAUUUUAGCAAUCAUUUUAUUGACAGUCAACAGAUUUGUACUCUCUAACACCUUUCUGGUAACUUCCUUUUUUUGUUUGAAUCUUGCAGAGUUUACAUAUUUUUUCUUCCUUUUUAUUAUUGCCUACUAAGGAAAACGUUUUUGGUCAUUGAAGCUCAAAUAUUUGAUUAUAGUUUUCUAUAUGAUUGCAGUUUUUACUGUUAAUACUUUUACCCUCCAACAAUUUGCUUUAAACUGUACUUUAUAUUCUUAUUAUUUCAUCUGCCCUGAAUUGCAGCAAGAAAAUGUACAAUAAAUAAAGUAAAUAUGUCUACAGGAAGUCAUCUGAAUUGUGUUAAACUUAGUCAUUGGAAUCAUGUGGUAACAAGGAAUAAAUGUUGUCAAGGCUUAUGUACUGGUAUGGUGUACCAACAUUUAAGUACAUUGUAAUUGCAGUAACUUUAGUUGUUCAUAUAUGAACAUGAGUUUCUGAGCAUUUUCAAAAGCAUCACAGAGAUUGAAUUAACUUGUAUUUAAAUUAUUUUUGUUACAAGAUGUCAGACUCACAUAACUUCACGAAAGUGAAACAUCAGAUAUUUACAGACCUGCUGUAAGGUAAAUAAUGGUAUGUCCACAUUUGCCAUUACACCUUUAUAGAUUUAAGUUUCAAUAGUUGAGUGCAGUAUUCUUAUCAAAAUACACUGUGGAAUAAUAAGAAGUUUCUGUUGUUAGCAGGGCAUUGUAUAUGUAUCUUACCUCAGUAAGUAAAUAAGUAGUGUGUAAUUAAUUGUCUUGGUGAGUUCAUAAACCAUUUCUUUAUGUUUUGUAUCUGUUUGAACUGACAGUUCAUUGCAUAUGAGAUGUCUAAUGUAAACUUCUGUUCAUUUGUUAGUGUACAGAAAA
Messenger RNA from Schistocerca cancellata (South American locust), 4879 nucleotides. RefSeq lists its product as uncharacterized. The record is from RefSeq and is a predicted model, not a curated record. NCBI's taxonomy places the organism in Eukaryota, Metazoa, Arthropoda, Insecta, Orthoptera, Acrididae. Bases 1 to 2526 code for a protein of 841 amino acids. The transcript is spliced from 6 exons.